Glossina fuscipes is the source of this 1180-nucleotide messenger RNA. Its product is annotated as hypermethylated in cancer 2 protein-like. The record is from RefSeq and is a predicted model, not a curated record. Bases 324 to 974 code for a protein of 216 amino acids. The transcript has 2 exons. NCBI's taxonomy places the organism in Eukaryota, Metazoa, Arthropoda, Insecta, Diptera, Glossinidae.
GAUAUGAAAUAUUUUAGACGAAAUGAGGUAUAACAUACAAUCGUUAGAACAACUAACAUUUUGCACAUACGCGCAAAUUGUUAAGAUAUGAAACCCUUGGUAUUAUUUAAUAUCGUAAUAGCUACAAGAAAAAAAAAACCGUUAUUGAGUUCAGGGCGAAAGCGAUUCCACAGAAGCAAGACCGAAGAAUUUUCUAAACGAAGGUGCAUGUAAACAAAUUAUUAUAAAUUCGAUUUUAAAAGUUUUGAGUAUUUUCAUGCGUACUUAUAGUAAAGUGUUUUUACAGUUUUUAGACUUUAUAUCCGUAGUAUAUUCUGGAGCAGAUGAAAAUGAUUGAUGCUGCAUCAAAAUGUGAGGCUGAGCAUGACGCCGAGGAAAAAAUAGAAAAACUAGCUGUUAAUAAACUGGGGACAAAUACCAUAAGUAGCAAUUUAAGCUGCAGGUCAUUUCAGGAAAAUGAAGGUUCAUUGUCGAAUUUGGAAGUUCCAGACAUAUUCACAAUCCCUGUCGAUUGUGUAUCCAUUGCGGGCAAUUUGAAGAAUUCAGAGGACACUAAUGAGGAAAAUGCAUUUGCAGCUAUGCGGAGGUAUCAAACACAAAUUCCAAUGGACAAUGUGGAAAUAAAAUUACUUGACGCACCGUCACAUUUAAAGUCGGCUGAAAUAUGUAUUGAAUUUAAAAAAACAGAAGAAUCUUGGAUAUCUGCUGUUUAUCGAACGUAUGAAAAUGAUUUUUGGUGUAAAAUCAAGCGAGAAGAUUGUAAACAUAAAUGGCAUUACUUUUGCAAUUUUUGUAAGAGGCGCUAUUGCUCAUUCCCGUCUCUUAAAGGGCAUCUUAACGAGCACUUGGGAUUAUUUCCUUUCAAAUGCAAGACGUGCCUUAAGGUGUUUACCUUGCGCCACUCGCUAAUAACACAUCUGCGCUGCGUGCAUCGCUACGAGAGAAGAGAAUAUGAGCAUUAUGUAACAUAUUGACAUAAACUAGUGCGCUCUUACCAAACUUUUGUUAGUGAAAGUCGUGAGCCUUAACUUCUUUCUUUAACCAAUUUAAAUUUUCUUUCGUUUUUUUGCUACAUUUUUUGUACUGUGAAGACAUUUGCUUUUCGAUUCAAAAAGUUAAAAAAGUUACUGUUUUGUAUAUAGUAUAUGUUCUGUAUACUUCCAUACUGACGAAAUAAAAA